Hydra vulgaris (swiftwater hydra) is the source of this 699-nucleotide messenger RNA. Its product is annotated as trafficking protein particle complex subunit 2. Gene Ontology annotation, cellular component: cytoplasm; TRAPP complex; nucleus. Lineage: Eukaryota; Metazoa; Cnidaria; Hydrozoa; Anthoathecata; Hydridae. The record is from RefSeq and is a predicted model, not a curated record. Gene Ontology annotation, biological process: endoplasmic reticulum to Golgi vesicle-mediated transport.
UAUCUAAUAUGUAAUACUGUAAUAUGUAUUAUUAAUAAUAUUAAUAUGUAAUAUGUAAUACUGUAAUAUGCUUCUCCUCAGGCGGCCGCCUGGACUAAUAUAUUCAAAACAAAAAUGUAUGUAAUUUGGCGUCAUUCGUAAAAGUACAUUCGCGUAUUAAACUUUUAUGACUGAAUGUCAGGCUUUUAUUAUUUUGUUAUUGUUGGAAGUAGAGAUAAUCCAGUUUAUGAAAUGGAAUUUAGCAGUCAAACUAAGAUGAAUUUAGAUUCUCAAGGAAAAGGAAAAGACGACCACCGCCAUCUGAAUCAGUUCAUUGUUCAUGGUGCUUUAGAUUUAGUGGAUGAGCUAAUGUGGACCAGUAAUAACAUGUAUCUAAAGGUGGUUGAUAAAUUUAACGAGUGGUUUGUAUCAGCGUUUAUUACAGCAUCUGGAGCAAAAUUUAUGAUGCUACAUGACCUUCGAAAUGAUGAAGGAAUAAAAAACUUUUUUCAAGAUAGUUAUGAGACUUACGCAAAACUUCUAAUGAAUCCUUUUUAUGAGUAUGAUUCAAAAAUUGUAUCACCAGUUUUUGAAAGAAAGUUGCAAAACUUUGGAAAAAAGUAUUUGUCUGUCUAAUAUUGUAAAAUUCUUUUAUUUAUUUUUUUAUUUUUGUUUUCAAAUUUUGUAAAUUUAAAAAAUCAAAAAAUACUAUUAAAUCAA